Messenger RNA from Schistosoma margrebowiei, 4567 nucleotides. NCBI's taxonomy places the organism in Eukaryota, Metazoa, Platyhelminthes, Trematoda, Strigeidida, Schistosomatidae. The record is from the annotation of a GenBank genome assembly.
GAUAACGCGCUACUUUCAUUUUCUAGGUCGCUUAGGUAUGAGUGUUUCCGUACCAAAGAAGUCUGAACCUUCAAAAAUCUCUGAUUUAAUUGAUUUUUGCCCGACUCUUAAUUUGUAUUUAAAGCCCAUAGCUCGGGUGUGUAUUACAGUUCAGAUCCCUCUUCUUCAUGAUACAUCUGGCCAGUUAAAGUCGUUUACUACAUGGGAGAUCAUUGAAAAAAUUCGGCAACUAUGUCCUGGAAUUCUUGCUCCAUCCACUGUUAUGAAAGUAGUUCACACUACGUUGGAAUUUGUUAGGUUCGCUGUUGACUUGGAAAACAAAACCGACGUCAGGCGCGUGGUUACAAGUUUGGAAAGUCAGUUUAUCAAGCUAAGUGGAUUUCCACAAAACCUUCGUGUUCGCGCAAGUGAAGCUCCAUAUGACUGUCCAAGACGUCAUGAUUGGGAAGCGUUUUUUCGUGAUGCUCAAAAUAUGGAUGAGACUAAAUCUGGUGAGAGGCCUGACACUCUUGUACUCACUGGUCUUCCUAUCAGAUGGUUUGCGAGUGGAUCACACAACAGACCACGAUUCCGCGUUAAUAGUGAUGACACUAACAGCAGCUAUUUAUCCCUUUUGGUUGACGAAGAAAAACCUGAUCCUUCGAUUGUAAAAGAAGCAUUUGAAGUAUUUGGAAAAAUUCGGGAGAUUGAUAUUCCAAUGUUAGAUCCUUCACAAAAUCCUGAUUGCUUGGAAGAUUAUAUAAAUAGCAAUGACACUUUAAAUAAUUCAUGUGAUACAUUAAAAACGGACACUUCAGUUAACAAACCCAUUGAAUAUUCUUUCCGUAACGGUUCUGGCUGUACAGAGGAAUAUAUUGGUGGGUUCGGAAAAAUUGGUCCGGAUACAAUUGGAAUUUUAAAUCCAACUAUACAACACAAUGUAAUUAAUUCGUCUUCAGCAGACUCUGACAAAUCAAAAGUAUCUCAUAUGAUGAAGUCGAAAAACUCCAAUAUAUUGACUAGUCCAACUAAUACAAGUGUUGGUAGUCCACUUACAUUCAUAGCAUAUGUACAAUAUAUGGAUUAUACUGGAUUUAGCCGUGCUAUGGACAUGCUGCGUGGUCAGAAACUUGUUUAUGCUCCAACUUAUCGAAGUCAGUCAUCAGCAUUGGCGGAUCAGAAUGAAAAGUUGUAUUAUGCAGCUGAAAUUAAGAUUGAUUUUGAUCGAACUAAACACUUAUCACCAGAUUCUAUUCAUGCAAGACAAAACAAACGAAAUCAACUACUCAUAGUCGCUGAACGUAGACGUGUUGAAGCAAGAACUAUAGCUGAAGCAGCACGUGAACGUUUACGUCUUUUAGAAGAUUCAGAGCGUAAAGCCGUAGAACGACGUGAAGCAGAAGCAUUAGCCGCUGAAGCUGAGCGUAUAGCGAAACGUGCUGCACGAGAAGAAAGUAAACGACAAAUUGCAAUAGAUAGGUGUAAAAGAAUUAAAGAAGAAUUACUUAAAAAGAAAAUAUCCCUUGAAGAAUACCGUCGUAUAGUGGCUAUACGUAAAGUGGAGGGAAUACGACUAAUGACUUUUUUACUAGCAAAAAUACAGGCUCGUCAUGAUUUAAUCGUCGCUACUAGACGUCUUGAUCGUAUUUCAAAAGCAGAAAAAGCUUUAGCCGAAGCAGAAGCUAAUGUCAAUGUUGCCUUAUCCAAUGCAUCACAUAAUAAUAGUAAUAUUCGAACAACACCAGCUAAAUCUGAUAAUCAGUUAGAGUUAUGUGGAGAAAAAGAUUCUAAUAAGAUCUGUUCACAAUCUGGUUUACCACCCCUAGUUAAUUCGUCUCCUGAACCUAUUGAAGAUGAAGUAGGACAAAACUCACAAUUUCAACAAUUAUUAAAUAAACGUGAAGAGUUUCUACGAAAUAACUUAUUACGUAAACGAGCUGAGAUGUUACGAACACAAAUUUAUGAACGAUCAAUCAUGUACAAUCCAACUUUUCCUGGGUAUAGAGGAUGCAUUCAACUAAAUCGAGAGAAAUACUAAAAAUUUUGUUUUUACUUAUUACUAAUUUAAUUGAUAAUAAUGUUGUUUGCCAUUUUAAAAAAAACGUCUGUACAGUUUAUUAGAUUGUACUUUUUACUGACUAAACACCAUCACGUAUCUGUGGUUGUCGUUAAGUACUUUGUCAGUACAGUGUGUCUAAAGUAUCUAAAAUGUGUAAACAUUGGACGGAACAAAAACUGUAUAUAUGGAAUAAGAAUACACUAUACAUUAUGAAACUACGUGGUUUCUUGUCUACUUUGACACAACUAACCUAUUGCAAUCAAAAUCUUGUUAUCCGGAAUUUGUAACAGAAUAACUUAUUUUUAUUCACAGGAUUUUCGAAGAAACGAAAGAUUUCCCGAUUAGCUCUACUUCUCAAAGCAUUAAUUACAUAUAAAUAUGUUUAUUGCUAACUGAUAAAGUUAAUCUAAAAGGUAACGUCCCUUCUAUUUCCUAAAGCGGGCGACGUUAACCAUCCACAGUAAUAGAAUGUAGGUUUUCAGGUCUACUCUUCUGAGUUAUAUGUAUGAGUGCGAAACAAAUGUAGUCAGCAACUUUGACUACCCGACAGUACUACAGCUAGCUCUAAACGCACAGCAUAGCAAAAAUCACACAUUUCAUGACAACUAUUUUGAGUUUAAUCAAUAUUCAGCCGACCGCCCUUCCGCGAAAUACUAGAGAAUUGGGUUGGGAUCAGUAAUCACUGAAAGAAAAUCUGAGCACGAAGUAUCAAUUUUAGUGUGCAAAAUUAUGUCUUCGUAGAAUAUGGAAACAAUCCAUCAAAUACAUUAUUAGCACAUUUUAAAAUUUCUUACAAAUCCAAAUGUUGCUCCCUCCUUAAGGUGAUGGACGGGGUUGCCGACCGUAUUGAACCAAACGAGCAACACUGGCUAGAACCACCAUUCCUCAAGGUCCUACCAUGUCAGACAGGUCGGUUGAAGAGCGGUAAAACUAAAGGCGGCAAACUCAGAUCCAGGGCCUUACUGUACAAAGGCGUGACGACAGUAAGGUGUUUCCUCCAGACAACCAGCAUAACAUCGAUGCUGCCUUCUCACAAGGAGGGGUGGGGUUAGAAAAGGUUCACUCUAAAAAUGCACACUCUGCCUUAUCCACCGAUGUCCGCGUUCGGUGAUAAGGUCUCAACAAAAAAGAAGCUAACACAAAAAUAUUUGUGUGUGACCGACCUCGAGCAGUUGUACCUUGGGCACUGUGGUCACGCUCCCAGGUCACUAAGACCACCUUUAAUCCAAUUUCCUUCUCAGGUACCUCCAGAAGAACCCUUCCACGGUGUGGGCAACCGAGAAGUGAUAACCGCCCUCAUACCUCUAACUGCACUCAAGACCACUGUAUUCAUAAUCAACCUCCCUCUUCAAUUCCUAUUAUUCCUCUGUUAGCGGGACAUAGACUGGAUUAAAGCAUGCUCAAUGCACGAUUGCUUUGGUGCACACUGAUUGACUAAUUCUUAUCCAAUCAGCACUAGUCGAUAGUUGGGGAAUACUCUAGAAUCUUCUCAUGUAAAAACUAUAAAUGUACUAACGUUUUCCCUAUUGUGCUUCUUACUUGCUUUUUGCUUCCAUCUAACCUUGUUAUUUGGAAUAUAAUCUCUUUCCUGUUCAACCGUGUUCUGAUUUGGGGACUUGUCGAGUGACUUAGUGUCAAAGAAUGCUAAGCAAUAGGAAUAGCUGGGUCACACCGUAAGAAAAAGAUUGUGACAUUCUCCUACAUCAACUUUCACCUCUAAACUUCCUCUUUCGGCUUCCCCUCAAAUGUCACCAUAGCCAACAAUUCUAGUGCGCGAAACACUGUCCCAGGUCUACUGAAACCUCGUUUCAAACUACACAUUGGAGCCUUCAACGUACUCACCCUAUGUCAAAUCGGUCAGCAGAUUUCCCUGGCUAGAACCCCAGAAUCUCGUACCAUUGAUGUAUGCUGUGUCUCUGAAACACGCAUACAGGAUACCAGUGUAGUCAUUCACUUCAACUCACCUCGGCAAAACGGAGAGUCGACGAGAUACACCCUCCGUGUAUUUGGUGACCCGAUGGCCAGUUCUCGUGGACUGGCAGGUGUAGGCAUAGCGCCAAGCAUGAGGGCGGAACAAGCACUGUUAGAGCGGAUCCCCGUUAACAGUCGUUUAUGUACUGUUCGUCUAAACGACACUGUAGGAACUAGGAAGGAUAGGGACACACGUCGUUACCUUUUUGUCGUUUCUGCCUGUUGUAUUCCGAUAAGAAUAAUGAAUCGUAAUUUUUGGGAUCCAUUUAUGGACUAAUAUUAUGGGUAUAUUUUUAUCGUAUAAUUGUUAUGUAACUAAAUUUUUCAUAUUCAUGCCCCUCUUAUUAUGAGCUUUUUUUUGACCUAUGAACCAUUAUUAUACGUUUUACCAUUCUUGAGUUAUACCCAGUAUAUUGAUUACUACUUCCCUCAUUCACAGCCACUUCUGGCUAGUUCUUGUACAAAUGUUGUUUCAUAUUUUAUUGGUACAUUGUGGUCGGUUUGUUUGGUAUAUAAACUCAGUAUGCUUGAAAUAUAAUGAUUCAUAUCUCAGAGGCU